UGGACUUUGAGGUCUGGGUAGAUUAUCUGCAGCUUUUCCUGCAGUGCGAUAGGGAAGACGGCCUCUCCCUGUUUGACCUCACUUCUGGUCCUCCCGCCCCUCCCCCGCCCCUGCUGCUGAUGCUGACGCCACUGGACCACUUCCUCUCUGUUUGCCCCACCACUCUCACCGUUGACCUCCUCGAGAAGGCCCUCCUAGCGAUAGAGAAGAGCAUAGUCGCUGUAGGAGCCUCUCGUGGUGACCCUCGCACCCCCGUCUUUGAGGGUGUUCUCCCUCACCCCCUCUUGCCCUCUGUUGCCUCUGCUGCUGCGGCCGACCUCGUUGGUUUCGAGUCGGUCGGCGCUGCGUCUGCCCCGAGCGGGAGACGCCGCACCGGCAAGGGCAAGGGGGCAAGGGCACUGGAGGGGGUGGAGGGGGCGGUGGAGGUGGUGGUGGAGGCGGCGGAGGGAGUGGGGUGGUGGUGGAGUGUGCCGGGGGUGGCGGUGGCGGCGGCAGCAGUGGAGGCGGCGGAGGGGGUGGAGGUAGCGGAGGGAGCGGAGGCGGCGGAGGUAGUGGAGGAGGCGGAGGUGGAGGAGGCGGCGGAGGCGGCGGAGGCGGCGGAGGGGCGCGGCCGGCGGGCGCGGUGGUGGAUGCGAGUAGCGACUUUGCGCCAAGGAGUGGCGACGGUGGUGGCCGGGGUUGCUAUCUUUGAUCUUGACUUUGAUGCUAUUCUUGCUGCCAUGUAUGCUUUUGCUGAUAGUGUUGAGGGUGCCUGUUACCUGUGUGUACCGCCUGACCUGGGCAUUGAGGCUGCUGCGCUAGGUGCUCCAGGGUCGAGCCUGUACACCCUUACUGCUGAGUCUCCUCCUACUGCUGAGUCUGCCCAGGUAGCUGCGUCGAGUCGGGUGUUUGCUGCAGCGUCCAGGUCUGGUCCUGAGUCUGCCCCCUGCUCGUGUCGUCUGCUGUCCCACCAGACUCUUUCCUUUGGCAACACCGCCUUGGGUCACCCCUCCUUGCCUCGUCUCCGAGGCAUGGCCUCCCGUGUCCUUGUCUCUGGUCUUCCUCGGUCUCUCCCUCCCCUUCCUCUGGGGCCUGGCCCUACCUGCGUCCCCUGCGUCGAGGGGCGACAGCGCGCCGCCCCUCACUCCUCCGAGUUUCCUCCGACAGAGGCUCCGCUGCAGACUCUACACAUGGACGUGUGGGGCCCCGCCCGCGUCAGUGGGCAGGGGAGAGAGCGGUACUUUCUGCUGGUCGUUGACGACUACUCGCGUUACACCACAGUCUUCCCCUUGCGCAGCAAGGGUGACGUCACUGAGUACGUCACGCAUCAGCUCAACCUUCAGCCCGGGUCUCCUUGCGAGAGACCUCCCCCGCCUUGCGGUGGACAGGGAAGGUUGGCGAUGCGUCUGCGUUUCGGGUCUGGGAAUCUCGGGCGUUUGUCCGCGACUUGUCUGCGGACAAGCUGUCCCCCCGUGCUGUUCCUUGCGUCUUCCUUGGCUUCCCCCUUGACGCGCCUGGCUGGCAGUUUUAACCACCCCACCACGCGCCGUGUUCUGUCCUCCCAAGACGUCACCUUUGACGAGUCGGUGCCUUACUACCGUCUCUUCCCCUACCGCACUGCGCCCCUCCCCCCGCCGCCGCUCUUCCUUGCGCCAGGUGCUACCCAGGUAGACCCCCUCCCUCCUCACGGUCCUGCCCCUUCAGCCUGGGGGUGCUGGGUCUGCUCGUGUGGCCGCCGGCGGUGCUUCGUCGAGGCGGGGAGCCGCUCUCUCCACAGGAGCUGCGCGAGUGGUUCGCCCGCCGCUGGAGACGUGCUGCUGAGUCUGGGGGUGCUGCUGGAGCUGCUGUCGGUGCUGGGUGCUGCUGGAGGUGGAGCUGCUGGGGGUGUUGGCGCUGGUGUUUCUACUGGUGCUGGUGCGUCUGGGGGUGCUGCUGAGGCUGGAGCUGCUGGGGGUGUUGGCGCUGGCGAUGCUGCUGGCGCUGGUGAUUCUGAGGGUACUGGAGUUGGCGCUGUUGGAGCUGGAGGUUCUGCUAGCGCUGGUGCUGCCGCUGGGGAUACUGGUGCCUUGCAGUCACAAUUACAGCCCGCCUCCCCACUACCUGCUCCUUCUCCCUACACUGGUCCUACUGGAGGUCUUGCUGAGCGUCGUGAGCCUGCGUCUCGUCCUACGUCGCCUGUUCGUGCUGCUCGCACUAGUCGUCGUGCUGCGCGUCCGCGUCCUCCUCCGGUCCCCGGCACACACCAGAUGGCACUGCGUCCGUCCACUGCUCCUCUGCGUGUCCCUUUGCCGUCUCCUCCAGAGUCCUCUCUUCCUUCUCUUGCUAACCCCGAGUCUGACUCCCUUCGUGCUGCUAGUCCUUCGGUCACGCGCCUUCUUGCUACUGUUGUCACUGACCCUUCCUUUCAGUCCACUGCUGCGUCUGCUCUAGUUGCUGAGCUUGUCGACUUCGCUGCUCGCUGUUGUCUAGACUACGCUGCGAGUCUUGUUGCUGAGUCUGAGUCUGUUUGUCCUCUGUCCGUCGAGGGUGAGUGUGCUCUUAGCACGGACGUCCUUGAGGACAGGCAAGAGGAGUUCCAGUGCUUUGCGGCUGCUUUGCCCCAUCUCGUGUCCACGCUGAUUGCCCCUAAGGGAGACCCAGAUGCACCAGACAUCCCGACUCCUCGAUCGUACGCUGAGGCGAUCGAGGGUCCGUACUCCUCUCAGUGGCAGUCGGCCAUGGACGCAGAGAUGGCUUCCUGGAAGUCCACAGGCACCUACGUUGACAAGGUUUCCCCACCUGGGGCGAACAUCGUCAGUGGGAUGUGGAUCUUCCGGGUGAAGCGGCCGCCGGGCUCUCCGCCUGUCUUCAAGGCGUGUUACGUGGCUCGAGGCUUCAGUCAGCGGCAGGGAGUUGACUACUUUCAGACCUUCUCUCCCACCCCGAAGAUGACCACUCUUCGGGUGCUGCUGCACAUAGCCGCUCAGCGCGACUACGAGCUUCACUCUCUUGACUUCAGCACAGCUUUCCUGCAGGGCAGCCUCCACGAGGAGAUCUGGCUGCGCCACCCUCCUGGCUUCACUGGGUCGUUUCCUCCUGGUACCCAGUGGAGCCUCCGGCGGCCAGUCUACGGUCUCCGCCAGGCGCCACGUGAGUGGCACGACACAGUGAGGACUACACUUGCGGCUCUUGGGUUUGCUCCUUCUACAGCCGACCCGUCGCUGUUUCUACGCACUAACACCUCUUUGCCGCCGUUCUACAUCCUCGUGUACGUCGACGACUUGGUCUUUGCCACUGCUGACACUGCUGGACUCGCCCACGUGAAGUCCGAGCUGCAGAAUAGACACACGUGCACAGACCUUGGUGAACUGCGCAGCUACCUUGGCUUGCAGAUCACCCGGGACAGAGCACAGCGCACCAUUACCCUGACUCAGUCACACAUGGUGCAUCAGAUCCUUCAGCGCUUCGGCUUCACGUACUCCUCGCCUCAGGCCACUCCUCUGCCUACUCGCCACUCGCUCUCACCUCUGCCUUCGGAUGAGUCCGCAGAGUCGAGUGGCUUGUACCCAGAGCUUGUUGGCUGCCUCAUGUACCUGAUGACCUGCACACGACCUGACCUUGCAUACCCUCUUAGCAUCUUGGCACGCUAUGUUGCUCCUGGGAGACACAGACCAGAGCACAUGGCUGCAGCGAAGAGGGUGUUGCGCUACGUGUGCUGUACGUCGGGCAUGGGGCUAGUGCUUGGAGGGCGACGUCGAGUGGUUCUCACAGGUCACGCAGACGCUUCUUGGGCUGACGACCAGGCUACGCAGCGGUCGUCACAGGGUUAUACCUUCAGCCUUGGUUCCGGCUCUGUUUCGUGGCGGUCUACCCGCUCGUCCUCUGUUCUCGGCUCCAGCAGUGAGGCUGAGAUCUACGCAGGGGCCAUGGCUGCACAGGAGCUACACUGGCUCACCUACCUUCUGACUGACCUAGGAGAGCCGCCUCGUUCUCCUCCAGUUCUGUACGUAGACAACAAGGCCAUGCUGGCCUUGUGUCGGGAGCACAGACUGGAGCACACAACGAAGCACAUUGCUCUCCGCUACUUCCUGUCUCGUGAGCUGCAGCAGCGUGGUUAG
Molecule: messenger RNA, 4076 nt
Organism: Closterium sp. NIES-65
Lineage: Eukaryota; Viridiplantae; Streptophyta; Zygnematophyceae; Desmidiales; Closteriaceae
Source: the annotation of a GenBank genome assembly